Ficedula albicollis (Collared flycatcher) is the source of this 1489-nucleotide messenger RNA. It is a transcript of the gene AFMID, whose product is annotated as arylformamidase. Lineage: Eukaryota; Metazoa; Chordata; Aves; Passeriformes; Muscicapidae. Bases 186 to 1028 code for a protein of 280 amino acids. The record is from RefSeq and is a predicted model, not a curated record. Gene Ontology annotation, molecular function: arylformamidase activity. The transcript is spliced from 10 exons.
CCGGCAUCGGCACCGGGACCGGCACCGGGACCGACACUGGGACUGACACCGGCAUCGGCACCGGGAUCGGCACCGGCAUCGGCACCGGGAGCGGGACUGGGAUCGGCACCGGGAGCGGCACCGGGACCGACACCGCGACCGGCACCGGGAGCGGGACUGGGAGCGGCACCGGGAGCGGCCGCACCAUGGGCGGGUGGCGGGAUAUGUCCGCGGAGGCGCUGGAGGACCAUUACUCUCCCAGCCGCUGGUCUCCCCGCCUGGACCGGGACACCAUCAUCGACGCGCACCUGGCGGUGACGGCGGCAGGUGCGGAGCGGGCGGCGGCGGGAGAGGGCGGGCACGGUGUACACCGGGCUCAUUCCCCGCUGUGCUGCGCAGCCUUCCCGGCUCUGGUCUACAUCCACGGCGGAUACUGGCAGUGCUUGAGUAAGGACGAUUCGGGGUUUGCAGCCCCCCCGCUGGUGUCGCAGGGGGUGGCAGUGGUGGCGGUGGGAUACGACAUAGCCCCUAAAGGCCACAUGGACGCCAUGGUGCUGCAGGUGCGCCGCAGCCUCGUCUUCCUGGUGGAGCAGUACCCCAGGAUCAGAGGCAUUUACUUGUGCGGACACUCAGCAGGGGCUCACCUGGCAGCCAUGGUGCUGUCCACAGACUGGACGGAAUUCCAAGUGGUGCCAGAUAUCAAAGGGGCGGUGCUGGUGAGCGGCGUGUAUGACCUGGAGCCCCUCCUGCACACCUACGUGAACGAUGCCCUGAACAUGAGCCGGGAGGUGGCCCAGAGGAACAGCCCCAUGAGACACGUCCCCCCAGCAGUGCCAGCAGCCUGUGAGGUGCUCGUGGCUGUGGCCCAGCAUGACUCUCCAGAGUUUCGCAGGCAGUCUCAAGAGUACAGCCAGGCCCUGCGUGCAGCAGGCUGGUCUGUCUCUCUGCUGGAUCUGGCUGCCGUGGAUCACUUUGAUGUCAUUGAGAAGCUGUCAGAGGACAGCUACAUCCUCACUCAGGUGAUUCUGAACAUGAUUUCAAGAGCAUGACGGCAUGUCAGGAGCAAACGGAUGGGGACCAUGGCCCUGUGUGCUGGCAACAGGCAUCUGGCAUCCCCUGCCUCCUCAGUCUAACACAGGGUGACCACUGUCUCAGCCCCCCACCGUGCCUCUCUGCUCAGCCCAGCCCAGCCCAGGCUGCUGCCCCUUCCCUGGGGCGCUCCUGCCCGCUGGAGUGCAGGGAUUGAGGGCUGCAAGGCUCUCUCUGGGCAGCUGGAUCACGAAGUUUGUUCCCUGAGUGUCCUUUAAACUGCACAUUGGCAAUACUCGCCCCUGGGGAGAAGCCAUACCCACCGGGGAGGAGGUCCCGCCCCCCAGGACAGGAGGGGCCUGAGGCAGCUCUCAUGUAGGGAGAGUAGUUAUAGAAGUAUCCCAAUUAAAGUUUCAUUUACUUCUAAAUAUCUUCACUGAAAUUAUUUUUGUUGUUUACUGUAUAAUGUGUGCUUUACUAA